GGCGAGGUAAUAGAUUCACAUUCACUGCUUUCAUUCUCUUUACCUUUUCUCACAUCGUUCCAAAGGUUUCAUCUUUCACCCGCUUCGCCCUUUUUUCAAUUCCAGGUUUGGUUGUGAUUCAAUUUUCAAACCAAAGUUUCUUUAUAGAGAUUAUUUUUGCAGAAGAAGUAUAAUUGUAGAGACAGAUGGAUCACUAUGGUUCUUCUGGAGGAACCUGGACCAUGAUCCCAACUCACAAUUCAAAUGUCCAAUCCCAAUCCCAAUCGAACCAGGACCCUAACCUUUUUCUUCAACAACAACAACAACAACAACAAUUUAUCCAACCACAACCUUUUCAGCAAACACUACAACCUCAAUCUCCAUUUCAACAGCACCAGCACCUUUAUCAGCAGCAACAACAGCAGCAACGUCUACUACAACAGCAACAGCAACAACAGCAACAGCAGAACCUUCACCAAUCACUCGCCUCUCACUACCAUCUCUUACAUCUGGUGGAGAAUUUGUCUGAGGUUAUUGAACAUGGAAACCCAGAUCCGCAAUCAGAUGCAUUGAUCAAUGAAUUGAGUAACCACUUUGAGAAGUGCCAGCAACUGUUAAACUCAAUCUCGGACUCGAUUAGCACCAAGGCUAUGACAGUUGAGGGACAGAAGAAGAAGCUAGAGGAAAGUGAGCAAUUGCUAAAUCACAGAAGAGACUUGAUUGCCAAUUACAGAAAAUCUGUGGAGGAGCUUGUUAGGUCUGAGCCAUAAGAGAGUGUUAUCCAUUCAGAUAGAUCUUGCUGUAGAUGUGAGUGUUGUAUUUCUCCAUUCGGAUUAUUUAUGUUCAACCUUGGAGAUUUAAAGCCUGUGCAUGAAUUUAUAAUUUAAUAGAUAUUCUGCAAGUUCCUUGUCAAGUUUUGGCCCAUGUAUGUCAGUUUCUAUUCAUGAAACAAGGUCAAAUUAUCAGAAAGACAUGACAUAUUAUUAAGAGCAAACUCUGGCAAUUCGGAGCAACGAGGAAUGUAAUGUUAAUGAUAUAUGAUAAAAAAUUGGUUGCCUCUUAUAUAAUGUUGGGGAUUUUGUCAAAUCUUUGUUGAUGUUGAAUCACAGGAUAAUAACUACUAUUAUUUUAAUGA
This is a messenger RNA of Vigna unguiculata (cowpea), 1114 nucleotides long. RefSeq names its product mediator of RNA polymerase II transcription subunit 9. The record is from RefSeq and is a predicted model, not a curated record. Gene Ontology annotation, cellular component: mediator complex. NCBI's taxonomy places the organism in Eukaryota, Viridiplantae, Streptophyta, Magnoliopsida, Fabales, Fabaceae.